Messenger RNA from Saccostrea cuccullata (small rock oyster), 774 nucleotides. RefSeq names its product fibrillin-1-like. The transcript has 8 exons. The record is from RefSeq and is a predicted model, not a curated record. The annotation marks the transcript as partial. NCBI's taxonomy places the organism in Eukaryota, Metazoa, Mollusca, Bivalvia, Ostreida, Ostreidae.
AUGUCUGUGAUGAAAGUCCGGCUCACAGCAAUUGAUGCAAGCUCUGGUGGUUCUUUGUAUCUGCCACGUCGACAUCUGCCACUAUCAGCCACUGCAAUGACAAUUCUGACUGCACCACUUGUUCUGACUAUCAAAUUGGACAGUGCAUCCACCACCAAUGUAACUGCUCUGCCAGAAUGUCCUGCAUUUACAACAAUGAUUGUCAUGGGUAUGGUUGUGAAAGCAGUUUAUAUCCAACAAUGUGCUAACCUAGAUGGUCACUCUCGAUGUCUUUGUGAAGCAUCGUCACCAUCCGCCAGACAUGAAUGUGACCAAAGUUUUGACUGUAUUAAAUGCCACGACUAUCAAGUUGGCAAGUGUAACCACAACCAGUGUACCUGCUCUGCUGAAAUGCCAUGCAGUUACAACAAUGAUUGUCAUGGGUAUGGUUGUGGAAGCAGUUUGUAUCCACAAUGUGCUAACCUAGACGGUCACUCUCGAUGUCUUUGUGAAGCAUCAUCACCAUCCGCCAGACACGAAUGUGAACAAAGUUUCGACUGUACUAAAUGUCCCGAAUAUCAAGUUGGCAAGUGUAACCACAACCAAUGUACCUGCUCUGCCGAAAUAUCCUGCAUUUACAACAAUGAUUGUCAUGGGUAUGGUUGUGGAAGCAGUUUAUAUCCACAAUGUGCAAACCUAGACGGUCACUCUCGAUGUCUUUGUGAAGCAACAUCACCAUCCGCCAGACACGAAUGUGAACAAAGUUCCGACUGUACUAAAUGUCCCGAGUAUCAA